AUUUCCUUGCACCGACUGCCAAUUUGCACCGACUAUUCGAGUUUCCUUUGGUUACUUUUCCAUUCAUCUCCUUCCUAACGAAGGCUUAAACUAGCGUACACAGAAAUUCUCUCACUAGAAGUCUUUCUCACUCUCUCUUUGUUCGCGGCCUGCAUAACUCACCGAUCAUGCCUCACAAAAAUUCUGGAGGAAAACCUGCUCCUCAGGCUGCUGCACGCCCUGCACCAGCACGCAAACCACCACCCCAACCAGUUAACCGUGCUCCUCCUCCAGCCCCUGUCCAGAGUAGUGGUAGUGGUGGAUCAUUGCUUGGAAACAUAGUUCAGGGCAUGGCUUAUGGCGCUGGAAAUGCUAUGGCACAGAGAACUAUAGAUGCUGUGUUGGGUCCUCGUACAAUUCAACAUGAAACUGUGGACCCAGCACCCGCAGCAAGCAAUAUGGAUACAGUUUUAAAAAUCCUGGGUUAUGGCAUUGAGGCAUUGAAAUAUGUAAUGAGUGAAACAGAAACCCCAAACUCAAAAAAACAGUCCAAUUCUAGUCACAAUAAUGAAAGAAGCGCGCCUCAGGGGCGAGGAAAAGGCAGAAGCGAUGGUACCUCAAAUGGCCAAAAGUGGGCAACAAAUGGGAGGCGCAGCAAGCCGCACUCGGGCAAACCAAGCCACAAGGGCACGUCUUAACUAUGAUAGCCUUCUGAGGCAGGGACUGAAAAAAAAGAGUGAAGAAGGGUUCUUCCCUUGAAGGCUAUAUUUGGAUGUUUACUGUAUUUACGUAAGACAAGCAUCUGAGUGGCAAAUUGUGAUGAUGAUGACAAAUGUUUCCUUUGUGAGUGGUGGUGGGCUAAACGUUAUGAUAGACUGUUAUUUUCUGUUACUGGAAUCUGGCCCUUGAGUUUAAGGCAUUGCACCUGUUAUUUCUAA
Molecule: messenger RNA, 917 nt
Organism: Hevea brasiliensis (rubber tree)
Lineage: Eukaryota; Viridiplantae; Streptophyta; Magnoliopsida; Malpighiales; Euphorbiaceae
Exons: 5
Coding region: 168-677 (169 amino acids)
Biological process (GO): mitochondrion organization
Cellular component (GO): nucleus; mitochondrion
Source: RefSeq, a predicted model, not a curated record